Molecule: messenger RNA, 1041 nt
Organism: Hemibagrus wyckioides
Lineage: Eukaryota; Metazoa; Chordata; Actinopteri; Siluriformes; Bagridae
Exons: 4
Coding region: 58-828 (256 amino acids)
Source: RefSeq, a predicted model, not a curated record
GAGAGAGCGAGAGAGAUUGUGGUUGUGGCUCCUGCUAAAUGGUAAAGGGAAAAUCUCAUGGGAAAAAAAACAGCACCAACAAAAAGGAAGGCUUGUAAUCAAUCCCCCGGCAAAAUGCUUCAAGGACCAAAAAAACAGAUUUUCUUAAUGAAUCAAAGUGAUAAAUUGUUGAACGUCCAACAUGGAAUAAUGGACAGACUGAAAAUACGCCUUGAGUUCCAGCAAGUGGAUUCAGUGGAUAUGUGUGAUGUCAUCAUCACUUUUGUUCCAAUUGUGUCUCGGGCUGGAACAGACAUUCAAGCUGCACUUCGAAAUAUUCCAACAACUCUCCAUCGGCCUGUUGUCCUCGUAGCUCUCCACCACACAUUUGAUGUAAAUUACGUUGCUCCAGACAGCAGAUGGUCUGUGAAUAGGGAAGGUGUGCUUGCUGUAGACUUCCUCGGUCAUGAAGAUAUUGGACUGCUGACAUGCUUGGCCAAUGAUACGGCACUGAAAUCCAUCACUGAGUAUCUGAUCCCUGAGGCACCCAAUACCCCGCAGCUUCUACCAAAAAAUCUACAGCAGAGAAGACGAUGGUGGAUCUAUAUUGCUGCUUGUGGUUUGGUUGUUCUGUUUAUUCUGCUACUUUGCGUUUUCGUUACGAGAAGUCAAGAAAAAGUUCACACUCCAACUACGAUGAUGCCCAACAUAACUGUACCUACACAGAAGCCUGUAACUACACAGCAGCCUAAAGUAACUGUACUUAAAGAGAAGCCUGUUAUUAUACAACACCCUAAUAUAACUGUAACUCCAAAGCAGCUUAAAAUAACUGCAGCUGGAGCAGCCUAACAUAUAACAUGGUAACUAAACAGCAACAUAAUAUAACUGUAACUACACAGCACACCUAAUCUAACUGUAACUGCAAAAUAAACAUAAAACAAGAAUCUAAUGUCAUUUCUUCUGAAUCAGAUACAUUUUCAUUACAGUUAAUGAAAGUUAUUAGUUAUUAUUUUGACAACAAUCAUUUUCUAAUCAUACUAUCUACAAGAAAAAAUUAUCUAA